Adineta ricciae is the source of this 1518-nucleotide messenger RNA. NCBI's taxonomy places the organism in Eukaryota, Metazoa, Rotifera, Eurotatoria, Adinetida, Adinetidae. The record is from the annotation of a GenBank genome assembly.
AUGACUACAGUCAAUGUAAACGAUGUUGAAUUAAAGAGUAUUAUAUGUUACUCCGAUCUUACCGAAGAACCAUUGGCUUCAUUUUCACCCGUUCAAGGCUAUGAACAUAUGCCCUUAGUAACGCUUGAAGAAGCAGUUCAGCCAUUACUCUCUAUUGUUCCCGAUAUCGAACAAAUGCUUGGCACAGUCCAUGAAACGUCUCGGGAUACGCAGGAUGGAUUGACACGCAAUGAAUCAGCGUCGAUCAUAUUGUAUUCAAUCAAUUGGCAACCGAAAGAACAUUCAUUCAAUCUCCUUCUCAAUCGAACUUUACGCGACCAGAACCGCGAAAAGUUAAAACCGUGGCUUCUAUAUUUGAAAUUGUUUAUGACUUCACUAUCGAAGCUUCCAUCUUUACAUUGUUAUGCAUAUCGCGGUGUACAAACGGAUUUAAGCGAUGUAUAUUCUCAAGGUAAAAUCUUCACAUGGUGGGGAUUUUCCUUAUGUAGUCAAUCCAUUGAAGUCUUUGACUCUGAACAAGAGAAUGAAACGCGGACGCGAUUUAAAGUCGAAUGCAAAUCGGCGAAAGACAUUCGCCAUCAUGUAUUCCAUCAAACAAAAGACACAAUUCUUUUACUAUCAUCACAGAAUUACAAAGUCUUAUCGAAUCUUGAUACUGGAAACGGUCUACACACGAUUCAUGUCAAAGAAGUCGACUCAUCAGCAAGUAACGAUCAUCGAGCAUCGAUGAGUUUAUCAUUUAGUCAAAGAAUACCGUCUCUAAGCAUCUCAAUUCGUGACACUUCAUUCUGUUCAGUAGUACUAAAGCUAACGGGAUCAUCGAAAACCUACCAAAACCCACAUUUACAAGAUCUAUUAACUCUCUGCAAACCGAAUUGCAUCAUUGACUUAUCUGUACAUGAAUUGAUCGAUCAAGACAUGUCAAUCAUCGUUCAACGAGCUAUUUUAGAUAAAAAAUGUACCGGUCUUUACUUAACUGGAAACAAACUAACAAAUCACGGUGUUUCUUUUCUUUCCGAUGCUUUGUAUCACAACUUCAUCCUCACUGAAUUGGAUCUCUCCGAUAACUACAUAUCCGACGAUGGUGUAAAGAGUCUGAUGAACGUCCUGCUGACCAAUAAAAGUAAACUCGAAAAACUCCAUUUUGGCUCCAACCAAAUCACCGAUCAAGGCCUACAAUAUCUAUCUGAUAUGUUGAAAACGAAUCGCUCGUUAACACAUCUAAUGUUAAAUCGUAAUCAAAUUACGAAUCACGGUGUACAUAUCCUAUCAAAUGUUCUAGCACUGCAAAAUAUCUCAUUGGAAGUUCUAUCACUAGCAUCAAAUUCGUUGAUUACAGAUCAAUGCGUCGAUUCGCUGAUUUUCAUGCUUAAACAUAACGAAACAUUGAAAGCAUUGGAUAUGAAACACUGCUCGAUAUCCGAACAGCAUAGCCAACGGCUACAGCAAGCUGCGAAUACGAAGAAUAGUUUUAAAUUUUUUUCAAGUCGACAAGAAAGUGCAUGUAUCAUAUCAUAG